AUGGAUCAAUUGUGCAUCAUCUCCAACGCCAGCAGCCUUCAGGGCAAGCUCAACAUGUUCAAAGACGAUAUCCGCUUCCUCCACCCGGUCUGCGGGGAUGGAACUGUCAUCUCGAACACAGCGAGAAUUUUCACAGCAUGGGAGAGACCGAAAUGCUCCGUGGUCUGCUCACCAGCUCCUGGCCAGUUGUGA
Molecule: messenger RNA, 192 nt
Organism: Penicillium hordei
Lineage: Eukaryota; Fungi; Ascomycota; Eurotiomycetes; Eurotiales; Aspergillaceae
Exons: 2
Coding region: 1-192 (63 amino acids)
Source: RefSeq, a predicted model, not a curated record